Columba livia (rock pigeon) is the source of this 913-nucleotide messenger RNA. RefSeq names its product feather keratin B-4. The record is from RefSeq and is a predicted model, not a curated record. The transcript is spliced from 2 exons. Gene Ontology annotation, molecular function: structural constituent of cytoskeleton. Gene Ontology annotation, cellular component: intermediate filament. Bases 1 to 465 code for a protein of 154 amino acids. NCBI's taxonomy places the organism in Eukaryota, Metazoa, Chordata, Aves, Columbiformes, Columbidae.
AUGUUUUGCAUGCAAGAUGAGCUUGUUGGUAAACACAUGACAUGUACAAAGGGUGGCUCUGGGCCUGGGGCACUGUGGAGCUGUAUAAAAGCCUGUCGAACUGCAUGCUGCCUCAUUCACUUCUCUUGCCUUCUCCUUGGUGAACAGGUGAACCUCCAUCCCGCAGCCAUGUCCUGCUAUGACCUGUGCCGUCCCUGUGGCCCAACCCCUCUGGCCAACAGCUGCAACGAGCCCUGUGUCAGGCAGUGCCAGGACUCCCGGGUGAUCAUUGAACCAUCUCCUGUGGUGGUGACCCUGCCCGGACCCAUCCUCAGCUCCUUCCCCCAGAACACCGCUGUGGGAUCCUCCACCUCUGCUGCUGUUGGCAGCAUCCUGAGUGAGCAGGGAGUGCCCAUCAACUCCGGGGGCUUCAGCCUCUCUGGCCUUGGUGGCCGUUCCUACAGCAGAAGGUACCUGCCCUGCUAAAGCCGGGCUGGACGUCCAGAGCUGCAUCGACCAGGAAGCCCAAGGCCUGGUGCUGGUUUGAGGACGGAGCUGCUGGCCAGGGUUUCCAGAUGGGCUGAGCACCCUUGUAGCCUCUUGCAAAACAGGGUGGGAAGCAAAGUGCUGUCUGGACACGUCGUCAAAAUAUGUCUUCUUUAAAUUCCUAUCUUUUAUUACGCUCCUUGCAUUUGAAUUUCAGUUUUAUUUGGCAUGAUGCUUUACUUUUAAAUGGUCACUGAAGAUUUGGGAUGUUUGGUUUGGUUUUUUGUUUUUGAUUUUUUUUCUUUGUUCAGGAUAGAAGGAAAAGCAGAGUCUUGAUUUCUGUUGGAAUGGGUUAAGUGGCUUCUUUCCCCUAUAUAAAAAUGUAUAUUCCUUGUGAUUUGCAGAAUAUUUCUUGAUGUUUUAUCAUUAAACUGGUGUUGCAUCUGAA